Eleginops maclovinus (Patagonian blennie) is the source of this 1309-nucleotide messenger RNA. Its product is annotated as transmembrane emp24 domain-containing protein 6-like. Gene Ontology annotation, cellular component: endoplasmic reticulum-Golgi intermediate compartment; endoplasmic reticulum; Golgi apparatus. The transcript is spliced from 4 exons. Bases 169 to 969 code for a protein of 266 amino acids. Gene Ontology annotation, biological process: endoplasmic reticulum to Golgi vesicle-mediated transport; Golgi organization; intracellular protein transport. NCBI's taxonomy places the organism in Eukaryota, Metazoa, Chordata, Actinopteri, Perciformes, Eleginopidae. The record is from RefSeq and is a predicted model, not a curated record.
GGGUUUUCUCUCCCUUGUGGUUUGAGUGGCGUUGAGUUUUAUGUAGAAAUGAUAAGACAUUAAUAAUGUUUCAGUCUUUCUUUCGUUACUUGCAAUGAUGUUAAAAAAUCCCUGAAUGACUUUCAUGAAACCCGGACGAACACCGUGCAUGACUGUGGUUCCUCUGAUAUGUUAUCAAGCGUUGGUAUCUGGUUAAUAAUUAUCCUGCAGCUGAUAUCUGAGCGGCAGCAGCCUGCAGCAGCUGCUCCACAGAGCUCUGCAGACAUGCUGUUCAUCACCGCUCUGCUGUUAGCGCUGAGCUCCCGCUGCGUCUGGAGCAGGAAGUCCGAGCCGUCGCUCCGAGAGGCCGACGCAGGCUUGUUCAGAGGCUCCGACAAAUAUGACUUUGCUUUGGACGUGCCUGCUGCAGGAGUGGAGUGUUUCUGGCACUUUGCACACCAGAGUGGGAGCUUCUACCUGUCCUACAUGGUGCAGUGGGUGACGGGGAUGGCCAAUGAUCACCGGCUGUUUGUGACGGUAAACUCACCGCAGGGCGACCUCGUGGCUUCGAAGCACGCCCCCGUCAGUCAAAUGAACUUCCAGACUGAGUUGACAGGUUUCUACCGGAUGUGUCUCGGGAACCACAACCAGUUCGGAGGCAUCAGGGUGUUUGUGAGCUUUGGCGUCGUCUACGAAGGUUUCGAGGAGAUGAAGAGAGAGACGGAGGAUGGGGACAAAGUCCUCAACAGCACUCUGGCCGGUAUUGAGGAGAGUAUGCAGAAGCUCCAGAAUCAGAUCUUCCACAUGUGGCGUCAUUACAACUUCGCCCGCAUGAGGAAAGGGAAGGACCACUACCUCCUCCAGUCCAACUACAACUACGUCACCUGGUGGUCGGCGACCCAAAGCGUCGUCAUCCUCGUGUCCGGAUACCUGCAGCUCCUCGUCCUCAAAAGACUCUUCAAAACGGACUCCGGCCGGCCGCGAUGCUGAGGGCAGAAGGUCCACACGUCUCCUAAAUCGCUGCGUCAAUCCCUCGCAUCAUUUCUACUUUGUGAGAUCAGAUUUGAACUGAUGCAUGUUGGGAACAGACACAAUCAUGCAAGCUAGAGAUUUAAACCCUUGCUGUUUUAAAUUUGCAUCCUCAUGGUUUGAUGAUCGUGUGUUUGAUAAACACUUUACUGAUAAAGAGACAUCCAUGCCGGGUUUCUGAGUUUGCUCUUUUUACUCUUUUCUGUUUGAAUAAGUUGUGUUUCUUUGUACAAUCUCACACAAGUCCUUCUAAAACAUUUGGGAUAAUGUAAGUAAACAAAUAAACCAAAUAUACAAGUUA